UGUUUUGAAGCAGCUGCAUGGAGCAGUAUUGACUAAUGUACUGAAUUUUGUGAGCUGUGGGGGCCAAAUUUUGAAUGUGUUUCCAAUAUCAUUCAAAUCUGCUACUAUCUGUGAUUUAGAUCAAAUAACACAGAGUGAAUGUGAUGUUUUAACAGAAGCGAUAAAGAGGUGUUUUAGAAAAUUGAACUUUGGAAGAGUCACGCACCAACUAACACAGUUCGAAUGUAUCGAUGUGUCAUGUCAGCAAUCUGAGCGAGAUCCCAAGGAAUAAGAAGUGAAGUAGCAGACAGGUCAUCAAGGAGUUUAUUUGGAAGGAAAAAAAAGGGAUCCCACUGGUGAAGUAAAUAGCCCUGACAGCUGUUGCUGGAAGAUCCACUGGAGUUUCUAGGCAUUCAGCUGGAUUUUGGAUCCUGCUUCCGCUGGAUUUCCGGAAGUGAUUGCGUGUUGUGAACGUUCGUGGAAUUUUUUCGCCUGAGCUCAGCAGGAGUCUGCUAUUCCCGUUCAAUUACCUCCUCCUGUUGCUUCGAUCGGGAGAAGCUAACCGCAGUGGAAAAAUCAAACAAUCAGUUGGCCAUCGUUAUUGAUUAGCGUUGGUGGGUUGUGUCGAGUCCGGAUAUCAAUAAUUGUUUGUGUGAUUUGGAAGUAGGCUUUGGGAAUUAUAGCCACAGAAAGCAGGAAAAUUUUUCUUAACGGCAAAGCACAGGUUCCGAUAUAGUAGCCCUUAUGAGGAAGAUGGACAAUCGACUGAACCUUACUUCUGAGGUUCGCGAAUUGAAGUUGGGUGAAACGUUCACAAAUCCUUCCCCGCGGACCGUGUUUCAUACGCUCAAGUACGACUUCAAGCCGGCUAGUGUGGACGUCAACAAACCAGCGUCACUGGAGGUGGGAUCUAAUAAGCAGAUUUCUGUCACGGUGCCACAUCUAGACGGAUCCGGAGUGCCGAACACAGUCUUCAAAGGCAACCAACGUGACUACUCUAAGAAGGAAUGUGUUCUCAUCAUUAACCGGCUUACUGGUGAGGUAACCCUGGAGAAGCUUAGCAGUAACAUACAGGUUAAAAAGACUAGAACCGAAAGCAAAGUCGUCCAACCACCGCCGAUGCCGCCCCAAAUCAAAGUCGAAAACUCUACGGCUCGACAGAGCUCGAAAACUAAAAUCACAACCGGCUCUCGCAAAAACAAUCCUAUCAGCUUUGUGCCAAAACAUUCGCCACUACAAAACUCGCCAUCCUACCCGAACAAAAGUCCUCUCUCGGCACCUGCAUGGAAUGCCAAUAACACCCAGCAGACCUUGCCAAGUAUUCCCAUAAUUGGGCUAGACGAUGGAAGCGAUUUUAUGCCCGUGUCCUCAUCGUCCUUACCACCAGCCUCAUCUCAGACACAGCAGUCGAUGCAUCACGGCGGUAGCGCUCACAAUACAAGCGGUGGAAGCAGCGGCAGCAGCAGCGGAUCGCUAAGUGGUGGUAUGAACAACAAUCUGAACAACAACAACAAUCAUCAAAACAGCAGCAGCAGCACCAGCAAUCACAACAACCACGGCACCAUUCAUGGGUUACCCUCUCUCGGCAGCAAUAACAACAGCAAUCAUCACAAUCCGUACAAUAACCAUCAUGGUGAGGCGAAUGUGGAAGUGAAUCUUCCCUCGCGAUCCCAUGCUUCCCCACCAAGAGAUACCGGAUUUUCUACCGGUUUGCUGAGCUCUUCCAGCUCGGACUCGAGCGGUUCCAGUGACAGCGACAGCGGUUCCGAAUCGGACAGCACGACCGAGGAUAAUAACGAUUCCCCCAUUAAAGAAUCAAUUUUCGACAUAGGUCCAACCCGAUCGGAUAACACCAUGAACGCUCGUUCGCUUCCAACCCAUUUGCUGACGGAGGAUCUGUGUCUUUCGGAGUCCGGAGACUCCGAUUCGGACUAAUCACCACGAGCAGCACGAAGCGAAGCGGAGCGAGUCAGUCAUACACACGGCGAGAAGUAGCAAACAAACAAACAAACAAAGACACAAAAAAUCUGCAGAGAUCAGAGCGAAGAGGGACUCUGAUACUAUUUUUGUAGGAAAAUUAUUUAUGUAUCGAGAUGAGAGUACGGUAUGGAUCCCCCUUUUCGUACCGUGUGUACCAUGAGACGCGUUGCCAAAUCUCUAGUAGGAACGGAACGGAAGCUGUUUUGGGCGUUUUUUCUUCAAUCCGUCGCAAAUUCUUCUUAAUUCCGGGGUGGAUUAGGAAGUCGUUCGUUCACAUGUUAUUUUAUUUCAGACUCUAUUUAAUGAAGAUAUUGUCGAAUUUCUUCUACUAUUUUUGCGUUGUUUACGAGUAGUUUUCGUUGUCCCAACAAUCAACACUAGGCGAGGAAAACCAUACUGAUGGCAGGAAUCCAAGCUGUUGUAAUCGGGACGCCCUGUUGAGCGAAAACACAACCAACGCACCGCAUCAAUGUAGAGAGGAAAUAAUUAGUUUACUGUUUUUAAGUUAGCCACAGGACAGCUGCGAGUUGAAUUUUGUUCUGUAAAGGUUUUUGGUGGAUUUUGUUGCGAAGCAGGAGCUAUUAGCGAAAGUGUAAAAUAAAACAAAAGCGAGCGCGUUUAUGUUGAUUAAAUUACUUACCAUAGUCAUUAAGUGCAUCUAUAAUGAAUCAAGCAAAUAAACAUGUUAUAUGAUUUAAA
Toxorhynchites rutilus septentrionalis is the source of this 2658-nucleotide messenger RNA. It is a transcript of the gene Eaf, whose product is annotated as ell-associated factor Eaf. Gene Ontology annotation, biological process: regulation of transcription elongation by RNA polymerase II; positive regulation of DNA-templated transcription. The record is from RefSeq and is a predicted model, not a curated record. Gene Ontology annotation, molecular function: transcription elongation factor activity. Gene Ontology annotation, cellular component: super elongation complex. NCBI's taxonomy places the organism in Eukaryota, Metazoa, Arthropoda, Insecta, Diptera, Culicidae. The coding region runs from base 724 to 1914 and encodes 396 amino acids. The transcript has 4 exons.